AUGGCGACAGAUCAGCAACGAGAUGUCUCCCAAUACAAGUACUCGGCGAUGUCAAAUCUGGUUCUCCAGGCUGAUCGUCGGUUUGUCACUCGAAGAAAUGACGAAGUUACGGGAGAUCCCGAGUCACUAGCCGGAAGAUUGAGUAUUAAGGAUAUGGGUUCACGAAAUGCACGAAAUGAUGCACCAAAGCAGAAGAAGAAGGCAAUAGGGCUUCUUGAUAUCGAGAGAGGAGCCUUACAGGAGGGGCAGGAUGUACUCGAGCGUGAGCAGCGCAAAAGAAAACGUGGAGAGCCUGCCCAACUUCGUGGAACCGGAAUAUUAUCUGCUGCAGACGCAUUAAUAGAAGGAAUAAUUUAUCGUCCAAGAACUUCUGCAACUAGAGCCACAUAUGAUCUAAUUCUUACCACAGUCGCGGCAAACCUCGGGGAUGUAUCUCACGAAAUUACUCGCAGCGCCGCCGAUGCAGUACUUGAGUACUUAAAGGAUGAUGAUAUGAAGGAUUUUGAUAAAAAGAAGGAAAUAGAUGAGCUCUUAGGAACUACGCUUACUCCCAAGCAAUUCAACGAACUUGUGAACCUCGGAAAAAAAAUUACCGACUACGAUGCGCAAGAUGAAGAUGAAGUGAUGAAAGAUGGAGAAGUAGCAGGGGAAAAUGGCGCAGAAAUAGAUGACAAGCAAGGUGUGGCCGUAGUUUUUGAUGAUAAUUCGAACGACGAAGAUGAUGAGGAGAUGGUCAACGAAAUUCGUGAGGAAUUUUCAGACGAUGAAGAUGAGGGCGGCGAAGGCCGUGAUAUAGAUCAAGUUGAAAAUCCUAGUGACCAAUCCGAAGUUAAAACAUCUAGCGAUCAAGAAUUAUUUGAGACAGGAGCAAUUAUAAUCGAUUCAGGUACCGCUAAUGGCGAUUCAUCAAAGAAUGAAGUCAAAAGUCAUAUUUCAGCGCGUGAUAUUGAUGCUUAUUGGCUUCAGCGUCAGAUCGGGCUCAUAUAUACAGAUGCUCAUAUUCAACAGGUCAAAACACAACAGGCUCUUCACAUUCUUUCCGGGUUAUUAGACGAAGAAGGUGCAGAAGAAAGGCCUCUUAGAGAAAUCGAAAAUGACCUUGCAGAACUAUUUGACUACGAGAAUCACGAUCUUGUCCACAAGCUUAUAUCAAACAGGGAUAAAAUAUUCUGGCUUACACGACUAGCCCGAGCUGAAGAUUCCGAAGCUCGGGGCGUUGUCGAACGGGAAAUUGCCUGCGAAGGCCUAGGAUGGAUUCUGGAUGAGCUUCGGGGAAUUACCCAUGGAGAUAGCUCAAAAAAGCGAAAAAUGGAGAUAAAAAUGGAUUUAACUAUUCCAAGCUCCUUCAUGAAAGCUUCAUCUGAGACUGAACAACCCAGCGGACCCAGUCUUGUUGGAGGCUUACAGCCACGUAAAAUAAUUAAUCUAGAAAAUUUAGUAUUCGACCAGGGAAAUCAUCUUAUGACCAACGCUAAAGUCAAGCUUCCAGAGGGCUCAACGAAGAAAACCUACAAAGGAUAUGAAGAGAUUCAUGUACCACCCCCAAAGAAGCGAAAUGAGCCCGGUGAACGCGAUAUUCCUAUAACUGAAAUUCCAGAAUGGGCUCGAGUUCCAUUUAGCUCUGCCACUAAGCUGAACAAGAUUCAAUCUAAGUGCUUUCCCCAGGCCUUCAAGGACGACGGUAAUCUAUUAAUAUGUGCUCCUACGGGAAGUGGUAAGACUAAUGUGGGAAUGUUAACAAUUCUUCGGGAGAUCGGUAAGCACCGUGAUCCGGAAACCCAGAUAAUUAAUCUAGAUGCCUUCAAGAUUGUCUACAUUGCUCCAUUAAAGGCCCUGGUACAGGAACAAGUUGGUAAUUUUGGUAAUAGACUCAAGCCAUAUGGAAUACAGGUGUCAGAGCUUACUGGAGAUCGCCAAUUGACCAAGCAGCAGAUUGCCGAUACGCAAAUAAUUGUAACAACCCCCGAAAAAUGGGAUGUCAUUACCAGAAAAGCAACCGACCUUAGCUAUACAAAUCUUGUGCGGCUUAUUAUUAUCGAUGAAAUCCAUCUAUUACAUGAUGAAAGAGGUCCUGUAUUAGAAAGUAUUGUUAGUCGAACCAUUCGUAGAAUGGAGCAAACUGGAGAUCCAGUCCGCCUGGUCGGAUUAUCAGCUACGCUGCCUAAUUAUCAUGACGUUGCAAAUUUCCUACGAGUAGAUGUAAAAAAAGACCUCUUCCAUUUCGAUGCAUCAUAUCGUCCUUGUCCACUUCGCCAAGAAUUUAUCGGAAUAACGGAAAAAAAGGCCAUCAAACAACUGAAGGCAAUGAAUGAUAUCACUUACACAAAGGUUCUAGAACACGUCGGCACCAAGCGCAACCAGAUGAUAAUUUUCGUCCAUUCACGUAAAGAGACAUCUAAAACUGCUAGGUAUAUACGUGACAAAGCUCUAGAGAUGGAAACAAUUGGCCAAAUAUUGAGAGGUGAUGCUGGUAGCAGGGAAGCUCUAAAUAGCGAAGCGGAAGCCGUAUAUGAUCGAGAUUUGAAGGAUCUUCUUCCUUAUGGACUUGGUAUACAUCAUGCGGGUAUGACCCGCCCUGACCGAACGUCGGUGGAGGAUCUCUUCAAUGAUGGCCUUAUUCAAGUACUUGUGUGUACUGCUACUCUAGCAUGGGGUGUGAAUCUUCCAGCUCAUACAGUCAUUAUAAAAGGAACACAGAUAUACUCCCCAGAAAAGGGUAGCUGGGUUGAGCUGAGCCCUCAAGAUGUGCUUCAGAUGCUCGGGAGAGCUGGUAGGCCACAAUAUGACACAUAUGGAGAAGGAAUAAUUAUCACAACUCAAACUGAAAUGCAGUACUACCUUUCCCUUCUCAACCAACAGCUUCCAAUCGAAAGUCAGUUAAUUUCUCGUCUAGCUGAUAAUCUGAACGCUGAGAUAGUGCUUGGUAACGUUCGAAAUAGAGACGAUGGCGUCGAUUGGCUUAGCUAUACUUAUCUAUUCGUCAGGAUGUUAAGAUCUCCGGGUCUUUACAGUGUGGGUGCCGAUUAUGAAGAUGACAAAAUUUUGGAGCAAAAACGUACAGACCUCAUACACUCUGCAGCUGUGGUAUUAGAAAAGUCGAACCUAGUUAAAUAUGACAAGAAGACCGGGAAGUUACAAUCAACCGAUCUUGGCCGUAUUGCUAGUCACUACUAUAUUACCCAUAGCUCUAUGCUAACUUAUAAUCAUCAUAUUCAACAUUCAAUAACUCCAAUCGAGCUGUUCCGUAUAUUUGCUUUGAGCGAUGAAUUCAAGUACAUUCCAGUGCGUCAGGAUGAAAAAUUAGAACUUGCAAAGCUCCUUGGCAGAGUGCCUAUCCCCGUCAAAGAAAGCAUCGAGGAGCCUCACGCAAAAAUCAAUGUGCUUCUUCAAGCUUAUAUAUCUCGUCUCAAACUUGAAGGCCUUGCCUUAAUGGCGGAUCUUGUAUAUGUCACUCAGUCAGCUGGGCGUAUUCUUCGUGCAAUGUUUGAGAUCACUUUGAGAAAAGGCUGGUCAUCUGUUGCAAAAACUGCACUCGAACUCUGUAAAAUGGCAGAAAAGAGAAUGUGGCCAACAAUGACACCACUUCGACAGUUUCCAAGCUGCCCCAGGGAUAUAAUUCAGAAAGCAGAAAGGAUUGAUGUGGCCUGGGCUAAUUAUUUUAGUCUAGAUCCUCCAAGAAUGGGAGAGCUACUCGGUCUGCCAAAAGCUGGUCGUACUGUUUGUAAUCUUGUAUCAAAAUUUCCUCGUGUUGAGGUCCAAGCAACUGUUCAACCCAUGACAAGAUCUAUGCUUCGAGUAGAGCUAACUAUAACACCUAAUUUUGAAUGGGAUGACGAGAUUCAUGGGGUUGCAGAAACUUUUUGGAUUAUCGCCGAAGAUUGUGAUGGCGAAGAGAUACUCUUUCAAGAUCAACUUAUUAUUCGAAAAAAUUUUGCUCUAGCUGAAGUGAAUGAGCAUGUUGUCGAAUUUACUGUUCCAAUAACAGAACCAAUGCCGCCUAAUUAUUUUAUCUCCUUGAUAUCUGACAGAUGGAUGCAGUCCGAGACCAAACUAGAAGUAUCCUUCCAGAAACUUCUUUUGCCCGAAAAGUUUCCCCCCCAUACCCAGCUCCUGGAUCUACAACCCCUACCAGUUGCUGCCCUUAAGUCGGAUAAUUUUAGAGAAUUAUAUCCGGGAUGGGAAAGAUUCAACAAGAUUCAGACCCAAACAUUUAACUCACUAUAUUCGUCGGAUGAGAACGUAUUUGUCGGUGCACCCUCGAGCAGCGGAAAGACAGUCUGCGCUGAAUUUGCUUUACUACGUCACUGGUCAAAUCCUGACGCAGGACGGGCAGUUUAUAUUGCUCCUUUCCAAGAGCUUGUUGAUAACAUGUACAAUAAUUGGCAAACUCGAUUUUCCAAACUAAGUACUGGUAAAAAUAUUGUGAAGCUAACUGGUGAGAUUGCAGCUGAUCUCAAGCUUUUGGAGCACAGCGAUUUGAUCCUUUCGACACCAAUCUUCUGGGAUGUGCUAUCACGUCAAUGGCAGCGCCGAAAAAAUAUACAGAAUAUCAAACUAUUCAUUGCUGACGAUCUUCAUAUGCUCGGCGGACAGAAUGGUUAUGUUUACGAGAUAAUUGUUUCCCGUAUGCAUUACAUUCGUUCUCAAACAAAACUACCUUUGCGUAUAAUUGGAUUAAGUGUUUCGCUCUCCAACGCGAGAGAUAUUGGGGAAUGGAUUGAUGCUAAGAAGCAUAAUAUUUACAAUUUCAGCCCCCAUGUCCGCUCUGUGCCUCUAGAACUUCACAUCCAGUCAUUUUCGAUUCCUCAUUUUCCUUCGCUGAUGCUUGCAAUGGCAAAGCCCACAUAUUUAGCAAUAUCACAGAUGUCUCCUGAUAAACCAGCUAUAAUUUUUGUACCAAGUAGAAAGCAAGCACGAGCAUCAACUAGAGAUUUACUAUCAACUUGUCUGGCGAAUGAUGAUGAAAACCGUUUUUUACAUGCCGAUGCUGAACAGAUGAAGCCCCUUCUUGGACGUGUGCAAGAAGAAGCCUUAGCUGAAGCACUUUCUCACGGAGUCGGGUAUUAUCACGAAGCGCUCAGUGUAACUGAUAAGCGAAUUGUUAAACACUUAUAUGAUAACGGUGCUAUACAGGUUUUAGUAUCAUCUCGUGAUGCGUGCUGGGAGCUUAAUUGCACAGCACAUUUAAUCGUUGUAAUGGGGACGCAGUAUUUUGAAGGGCGAGAACAUCGCUAUGUAGAUUAUCCGCUAAGCGAAGUUUUGCACAUGUUUGGCAAAGCUUCACGUCCUCUGAAAGAUGAGAGCAGUAAAGGUGUGUUGAUGGUGCCAGGAGUCAAGAGAGAUUACUACAAGAAAUUCCUCAAUGAGGCCCUACCGAUUGAGAGUUGCCUACAUGUUUAUCUACACGACGCUUUUGUAUCGGAGAUAAGCGCCAAAAUGAUUGAGUCCGCUGAAGAUGCAAUUAACUGGACUACAUUUACAUACUUUUAUCGCCGUCUUCUUGCAAAUCCCAGUUACUACAGCUUAACUAACACUUCACACGAAGGUCUCAGCGCUCACUUGUCUGAGAUGGUGGAAACAACCCUGAAAGAUCUUUCAGACUCGAAAAUUAUCGACCUUGAUGAAGAGGAAGAUUCAGUAACACCUCUAAAUGCUGCCAUGAUUGCUGCAUACUAUAACAUAUCUUAUAUUACUACGCAGACAUUUUUAUUAUCUCUCACAGGUAAAACAAAGCUCAAAGGUAUUCUUGAAAUCGUGACAUCUGCAACAGAGUUUGAGUCUAUCCAGGUCAGGCGUCAUGAGGAAAGUUUGCUCAAGCGAAUUUACGAUAAAGUGCCCGUAAAGAUGGCGCAACCAAGCUAUGAUUCACCUCAUUUCAAGGCUUUUAUCCUUCUUCAAGCACACUUUUCUCGGAUGCAGCUACCAAUCGACCUCUCCAAAGAUCAAGAGAUAAUAUUAACGAAAGUUCUUGGCUUACUGAGCGCUACUGUUGAUAUUUUAUCUUCUGAAGGAUACCUCAACGCCAUGAAUGCUAUGGAGAUGUCACAAAUGGUUGUCCAGGCAAUGUGGGAUCGUGAUAGCGCUCUGAAGCAGAUUCCACACUUUACCCCUGAAGUAAUUAAAGUUGCAAAUGAAUUUGGGAUUAAUGAUGUAUUUGAAUUCAUGGAAGCUAUGGAUCCUUCUGAGAAUCCUAAGUAUGAUGAACUAGUAAAGAGCCUUGGGCUCUCUCAAAGCCAGCUUGCUAAGGCAGCAGAUUUCACUAAUACAAAAUAUCCCAAUAUCGAACUGGAUUUUGAGGUUGAAGACCCUCUUAAUAUUACGGCAGGAUCUCCUGCAUAUCUGAAAAUCAAAAUAACCAGAGGAGUUGAAGUAGAUGAAGCUGCAGAUAUCGAUGCAACGGUCCAUGCACCGUUUUAUCCUAACCCAAAAAUGGAGAAUUGGUGGCUAGUAGUCGGCGAAGAAUCCUCAAAAACAUUAUUAGCCAACAAACGAAUCACAAUUGGACGAUCAUUAAACCUGAGACUAUUCUUAAUGAGCGACAGUUAUGUUGGUAUCGAUCAAGAUCCAUGUUUUUCCGUUACCGUUGCAGAAGGCAUGGACGAGGACGAUAAUGAGGAAGAUGAAUAG
This is a messenger RNA of Blumeria graminis f. sp. triticale, 6627 nucleotides long. Lineage: Eukaryota; Fungi; Ascomycota; Leotiomycetes; Helotiales; Erysiphaceae. The record is from the annotation of a GenBank genome assembly.